Molecule: messenger RNA, 279 nt
Organism: Pleurotus ostreatus (oyster mushroom)
Lineage: Eukaryota; Fungi; Basidiomycota; Agaricomycetes; Agaricales; Pleurotaceae
Exons: 2
Coding region: 1-279 (92 amino acids)
Source: RefSeq, a predicted model, not a curated record
AUGGUCUGGGUAUCUAACCAAGCCGGAAUCACCGUCGACGUCGCCAUCUCUGCCGACAACAACACUGGUGGUGCAACACAGUCCUUCCCAAUCGUACCAGGGUUGGAAUCAUUCGCCGACAACCACUGGAGCCGCGACGUAGAUACUUUCGAGACGGCCGUUAUUCAAGUGGGGGACGGGACGAUCACCGUGUCGGGUGUCAGCGGAAAUGAUUUCAUACUCAUUUAUACUGAUACAGUCAUCAAAUUCAAGACUGAUGAGCAAGUCUUCAUUGAAUGA